CACUGUCUCUUUCAUUUUUAGGCAAAACCCUACUCUCAACUGAACAAAAAUAACACACCCUAGGGUUUAUACUGUUUUCUUUCACUCUGUUCAUCAAGCCAGAUUGAAAUUAGUUCUAAAAUGGCGAUGCUGCAACGAUGUGGACGAACCAAGAGCAUAGCUAAGAGGUCAAGCAAGUACUUGGAAGAAGCGCUUUAUAACAGGCUCUUUAAAGAUGGCAGCUCCGAGGUCAGCGUUCGACAGCAAUUGAACCAGUUUCUUAAGAGCUCAAAACGCGUUUACAAAUGGGAAGUGGGCGAUACUAUCAAGAAGCUUCGCGAUCGCAAGCUCUAUUACCCUGCCCUCAAGCUCUCAGAAGCUAUGGCUAGAAGGGGCAUGAACAAGACAGUCAGUGAUCAAGCUAUUCAUCUUGAUCUAGUUGCAAAAACUCGAGGCAUUGAUGCUGCAGAGAAUUAUUUUGUUGAUCUUCCUGAAACAUCAAAGAACCAUCUGACUUAUGGUGCCCUUCUCAACUGUUACUGCAAGGAAUUGGCGACUGAAAAAGCAGAAUCUCUCAUGGAAAAGAUGAAGGAACUCAAUAUUGGUUUAACCUCCAUGCCCUAUAACAGCCUCAUGACCCUUUACACGAAAAUUGGCCAACCAGAAAAGAUACCAGCCAUUAUACAAGAAAUGAAAGAAAAUAAUAUAAUGCCAGAUUCGUAUACAUACAAUGUCUGGAUGAGGGGUCUGGCUGCUGCCAAUGAUAUUUCUGGGGUUGAACGAGCCAUUGAGGAGAUGAAGAGGGAUGGCCGAGUUGCUUCAGAUUGGACAACAUACAGUAACUUGGCAGCAAUUUAUGUUGAUGCUGGAUAUCUUGUGAAGGCAGAAAAGGUUCUUAAGGAAUUGGAGGAUAGAAAUGCUGGUCAAGACCUUUCUGCAUUCCAAUUUUUAAUUACAUUGUAUGGUCGGACGGGCAACUUGCUUGAAGUUUAUCGAAUAUGGCGAUCUCUGAGACUGGCUUUUCCUAAAACUGCAAACAUAUCGUACUUAAACAUGAUACAGGUGUUAGUUAAAUUGAAAGAUUUACUGGGUGCAGAGAAAUGUUUCAGGGAAUGGGAAUCUGGCUGUUCAACUUAUGAUAUUCGAGUUGUAAAUGUUCUCAUUGGAGCUUAUGCUGAGGAGGGUUGGCUUAAAAAGGCUGAAGAACUCAAGCACAGGGCCCGCAGGAGAAGAGUGAAGCCUAAUGCAAAAACUUGGGAGAUCUUUUCAAAAUAUUAUUUAAAGAAUGGAGACAUAAAAUUGACAGUUGAUUGUUUGGCCAAAGCAAUAGAUACUGGUAGAGGAAAUGGUGAAAAGUGGGUCCCAUCAUCUGAGACCAUUACGACAUUGAUGGGGCAUUUUGAAAGAGAAAGGGAUGUUGAUGGUGCAGAAGGAUUUGUGGAGAUUCUGAAGAAGGCUGUUGAUAACAUAGGGGUGGAGGUAUUUGAAUCAUUGAUAAGAACUUAUGCAGCUGCUGGGAGGACAAGCCCUGUGAUGCGUCGACGUUUGAAGAUGGAGAAGUUGGAGGUGAAUGAAGCAAGUAAGAAGUUGCUUGACACGAUUUGUGUGGAGUAAAUCUUUUCUUGGAGUUUCAAUCCCCAUGUGAGCCAUUUUAAAUGACUGCUAUCAUGUUUUGGAAAUAAAAUGCUCUCCAUAUGUUUGUCACAGUAGUGAGAUAUUUUCAUCUAAGCACUGUAUUCUGAUUUCAUCAUUCAUAUUGAAGAUACAUUACUUUUUGUGUAUGAA
Mangifera indica (mango) is the source of this 1764-nucleotide messenger RNA. Its product is annotated as pentatricopeptide repeat-containing protein At1g60770-like. The coding region runs from base 121 to 1593 and encodes 490 amino acids. The record is from RefSeq and is a predicted model, not a curated record. NCBI's taxonomy places the organism in Eukaryota, Viridiplantae, Streptophyta, Magnoliopsida, Sapindales, Anacardiaceae. Gene Ontology annotation, cellular component: mitochondrion. Gene Ontology annotation, molecular function: protein binding. The transcript is spliced from 2 exons.